ACACACACACACACACACUCGCAGAGCAGAGCUCCCGUUCACCCUCUACCGGAGAGCUCACCCGCGCGCGCGCGCUCCACCCGGUCACCCACAACCCGACAACUAUCCGCACAGAGGGAGGCGGGAGAAACGUUUCCAGAAGAGCCCGAAGCGACACGAGACAUCACUGACACCCGCAGCUGAAGAGAGAGAGUUCGCCCGGCGGUCAGCCUCGGGUUCAUCCUACCGCCAAGAUGGACAAAGUUUUAACUUUCAUCUUCAUCGCGAUCGGUGUUGUGCUGCCGGCGCGAGCGCAGGUGUAUAAAGGCGAUUGUGACUUCGAGAAACCCUUCUCAUCCUGCGGUUACACACAAGGUCGAGAUGAUGAUCUGGACUGGGAACAGUUUGACACCAGUGAAAAACCUUCACUGGAUCCGUGGAUGCCACCGGGUGCAGCGUUCAUGAUGGUGAAUUCGACCAGCCGUUACGCUGGACAGAGAGCGUUACUCUUCACUCCUCAACUCAAAGAGAACGACACGCACUGCGUCACCUUUCAGUAUCAUGUGUCGGGCAGAGAGGGGGGCAGUCCGGCCCAUCUGAACGUCUACAUCAAAGAGAACAACAGUCCCAUGGGUCUGCCCGUGUGGAACACGUCUGGACCCGUCAGCACAAACUGGAAACCAGUAGAGCUCGCCAUCAGCACCUACUGGCCAAACUUCUACCAGAUCGUCUUUGAAGUGGUGACCUCAGGCCAGCGAGGCUUGCUCGCCAUCAAGGACGUGGUCCUCCAGGGCCAUCAGUGCAUGAACACGCCACACUUUCUUCACAUUAAAGGUGUUGAGGUGAACGCCGGUCAGACGGCCACAUUUCACUGCACUGUCAAUGGAGAAUGGAAAGACAACUUUAACCUCUGGCUUCAGGGUAUUGGGGUGGUCGUAAGCUCCUAUGAAGGCGACGAGUAG
Triplophysa rosa is the source of this 941-nucleotide messenger RNA. Its product is annotated as receptor-type tyrosine-protein phosphatase mu. Gene Ontology annotation, cellular component: membrane. The transcript has 6 exons. The record is from RefSeq and is a predicted model, not a curated record. NCBI's taxonomy places the organism in Eukaryota, Metazoa, Chordata, Actinopteri, Cypriniformes, Nemacheilidae. The coding region runs from base 234 to 941 and encodes 235 amino acids.